Molecule: messenger RNA, 1605 nt
Organism: Populus euphratica (Euphrates poplar)
Lineage: Eukaryota; Viridiplantae; Streptophyta; Magnoliopsida; Malpighiales; Salicaceae
Product: protein NLP9-like
Exons: 4
Coding region: 177-1406 (409 amino acids)
Molecular function (GO): DNA-binding transcription factor activity; DNA binding
Source: RefSeq, a predicted model, not a curated record
UCUCAAUCAAUCAAAUUGCUGCUUCAGUUGAGAUAUAUGACAUUUUGGAAUAUACAUGUAAUGUACAUAAUCUACCUCUGGCUCUCACAUGGAUUUCAGAUAGGAGAGACUGUAAUGUAAAUUCAAAUGGGAAACUUCGAAUAGUUGAAAGUGCUUGCUAUCUGAAUGACAUAACAAUGGAAGGGUUUGUGGAGGCAUGUGGACAACACCAUCUUGAGGAAGGACAAGGUGUAGCUGGAAAAGCACUUCAAUUAAAUGGCAUGUACUUUAUCCCUGAUGUUUCCGAGCUUAGUGCAGAUGCUUAUCCAUUUGUUUGUGAUGCCUGGGAAUUUGGCCUUCACGCUGCUGUCUCAUUCAAGCUAGAAAACAUUCACAUGAGCAGAGUUGAUCACGUUUUAGAAUUUUUUCUCCCAACAGAAACAAAGGAUGUUUCAGAACAUAAACUUUUGAUAGAUGGGAUCUCUUCUAUCCUGCAGAAGAACUGUAGGAAUUCAUGGGUAAUUUCUGGCAUGGAAUUAUCUGAGGAUAACAUGGACUCUGUAGUUAGAUCUGAAGGGGCUAUUUCUGACCGCUCUCUACCAGCAUCAUUAGACAAUGGUAGUUUCAAUACAAAUGGUAUGAUCAUAGCUAGCGAUGCGGUGAACGCAACUGACCAUGGAAUAGAAAUUGGUGUUGAAGCUCAUGAACAGGAUGUGGGAGACCAAAAUUCUACUUUUGAAGCAGCUUCAACUGGAAUCACGUCUAUCUUGCAACAGAAAUCUAGGAAUUCAUGGAAAGAUUUCUCUGAACAAUUAAGUGGGGCUAAUUUUAGCUCUGAAGUUAGGAUAGAGAAUUUCGAGACAAGUGACGUCAGACCAGCGGGUAUUUCAGACAGCUAUUACAGCUUGAAUUCAAGUGAAGUCAGGAAAUUCUGCAAUAUUUCUAACCCAACAAGUGAUGGUGUGGAAGUACAGGAGGCUCAUGACCAGGAAAUGGGAGAACAAAAUUCUACAUGUGGAGCAGCUUCAAAUGAAAUCACCUCUACCUUGCAAAAGAACCCCUGGAAGUCAUGGAAAGAUCAUUCCAGUGAAUUCAUGGAAUUAUGCAAUAUUUCUAACCCAGCAAGUGAUGGUGAGGAAGUACAGGAGGCUCGUGACCAGGAAGUCGAGGAACAAGAAUUUGCAUUUGUACCAGAGGCUCCGAGCCCUGAUAACGAGGAGGGCGGCAGGGGUACUUCUCGUUUGAAUGCCAGCGCUAGAAACAAACGAAGGAGGACAUCAAAGGUGUGGCAAUACUUUGAAGAAGUUAGAGAAAAUGGAGAAAUUUUGGCCAAAUGCAAAAGUUGUAGUACUAGAUACAGAGGGGAAAGCACAAGGGGAACUACAAAUCUGCACAAACACCUAAAAUCAUGUGCAGGAAAGAAAUAAAAAGGCUGAAACAGAACUAUCCUUCGCCUUUAAAACUUAACAAGUCCAUGUAUUUGAAGAAACAUAGUUUGUUUUCAACUUUUGACCUGAUAUUGAAGUUGUGGUCGAUGAGUCCUAUCAAAUGUUCCUCAGGAAUUGAAGUCGUCAAUGCAAUAUUUAGCAUCCUCUGCUGCUAGUGAAGUAAUGAGAUUUCCUGAUA